GGAACACAUGAUGUUCAGAAGUCUCUCAGAGGAACUGAAGCUCUCUUUGAGCCCAUGCUUUGGUACGGUAAGUUGGGUUAUUGAUAACAGCAAUGGUUUGGGUUUAUCUUGGGCUCUGGGUGUUCUUGUUGGGGUGUAGCCCCUCACAGCUGCAUGGGCAGGUUAUUCUAGGUAAGGGGGAAGUGUGUGGAGGGGCAGUGGAGGGCCAGUGUGACACCAACCUCACAUGUGUGUCUGUGAAGCCCGCUGACAAGGAGCAAACACCCAGUGCUGGACUCUGCAGCCCUCCCCUUGCCCCAGGCUGUGUGCCAUGCUCUGGAGUGCUGUGUCCCCGUGCCAGGCGAGUCUGCCCUGGGGGACAUGUCACUGAGCCGUGUGGCUGCUGCCCACAGUGUGCCCGUCAGAUGGGCCAGGUGUGUGGAGGCCCCCACUGGGAGAAAGGCUACUGUGACAGAGACCUCACCUGCACCCUGUUCACCGGACGCAGCCCUGCCAGACCCCCACACACCGGCGUGUGCAAAGUGUUACUUGGGCAUCAGGCAGACCCCCUGGCAGACCCCCUAUGCCCCUGGAUGUGGGGCUGCAACGUCAGGGCAGGGGCCUGUGACUGCUACUCCCUACAGACUUGCCACGCGGCCUUCUCCUAUCACAGUUUGGACCAAUGUCUCAAAACAAUGAGAGGGGAUGAGCUCUGGAGUGAGAUGGAGGAACAAGGGGAGCAUACAUGUGUGGAAUGGGGCUGUGAGUUGCAGGGAAGCCAGUGUGUGUGUAUGGAGAGGAGCUGCUACUCACCCACACCAUUAUUCUCUGAAGACACCUGUGAAAACAUGCUGCAGAGAGCUCGCUGCAGCAAUGUUAACUGCCCUGAGGUCCAAGUCCCUUCCUGCCCUGCUGAUUCCUUCCUCACUGAGCCUUACAUUCCUCAUGGCCAAUGCUGCCCCCUGGUGCCAGCUAUCUGCACAUGCAACUUCGAUAAAUGCCCCUUGGCACCCCCGACCUGUCCUCCUGGKCAGCAAGUCCACGGUGUGGAGAGCAGGAAUGGUCUUCCAGGGGCUUGUUGCCACCAGUACCAGUGUGUGUAGGGUUAGGCACUGCUUAGGCAGCAAAGUUUGAUGAGAUGAUGACAGACAAAGAGAAAGAAGAGAGAAGGGGUAGACAGGCCAAAGGAAAGUGCCAGGACCUCACACAGAGCUGGACUCGACAGACAGGAUUAAUAGCUGAUGGAUUGCAUGGGCAAUUUUAUAUGCAUUAUGACUCACACAUUGCCUACAGUUUUUAUUUCUGAAAUCAUGGCAUUAAUAGCUUUUUUUGAGCAACGUAGCCUAAAUGUAACUAAAACCAUUUAACUAAAUUCUAAUACAUUCUGAUACAUCACUGAUAAUGGGUUUGGAGGAAUAGGCUUCUGUGCCAGUGGUAGGAUACUGGAUGCCAUGUGCAUAUUUUCAUAAUAAAGGAAACAAUAGACCCCUCUUUUCAAAUGACAUGAGUCGUGAUUUAUAUUUUAUGCARAGUGGUCAUUUUAUUUAAUCCCAGAGGCUAUUCGAUUAUAAUAAGUGAAGGAGUAACGCGGAACCUUUGAGACAUUACUGUCUGGGAUGGACGGUCAGAUUUGAGCGACACCCAAAGCACUGGCGUUUCCGGCCAGCUCAGCGCGUCCAGAGUGUUGUGUUGUCAAUCUAGCUACUGCCUGUCAUUAGCUUUCACUUAGCGACACUGUGGCGAUCACUAGUGGUGGACAAUAACAAAUUCAGUUCCAAAAUGGUGCUGCUGACAAUGAUCGCUCGGUUGGCGGAUGGACUGCCGCUUGCCGCCUCAAUGCAGGAGGACGAACAGGGAAGUGAGAAGUUGGGUCGGGACCUGCAACAGUACCAGAGCCAGGCUAAACAGCUGUUCAGGAAACUGAAUGACCAGAGUCCCACACGUUGCACAUUAGAGGCAGGCUCCAUGUCCUUUCACUACGUCAUAGAAAAAGGAGUAGUCUACCUAGUGCUGUCUGAAGCAAGCUUUCCCAAAAAACUUGCCUUUGCUUACCUGGAAGACCUGCAGGCAGAGUUCCAUGAACAGCACGGGAAGAAGGUCCCCACUGUGUCCCGGCCGUACUCCUUCAUUGAGUUUGACACCUACAUUCAGAAGACCAAGAAGUCCUACAUAGACAGCCGAGCCCGUAGGAACCUGGGCAGCAUCAACACAGAGCUGCAGGACGUCCAGAGGAUCAUGGUGGCCAACAUUGAGGAAGUAUUGCAACGAGGGGAGGCCUUGUCUGCUCUGGACUCCAAGGCCAGUAAUCUGUCCAGCCUGUCAAAGAAGUACAGAAGCGAUGCCAAGUACCUAAACACUCGCUCCACCUAUGCUAAGCUGGCCGCAGGCGGGGUCUUCUUCAUUAUGCUUAUCGUCUACGUCCGCUUCUGGUGGCUCUGAGAGAGGAGAGGAGAUAGGGGAGGGGUUGGAGAAGAAGAGCUGGAAGAAGUUGAGCUCUGGUCUCACAUUCUAUCCAAUAUGGGAUCCCUCCUUUUAACACAAGACUGUUGAAUACUUAUUCUUCCCAACUGUCUGUCCAUAUAUCUAUAAAGUAAUUACAUGUUAUGUUUUAUUAGCAAUUA
This is a messenger RNA of Salvelinus sp. IW2-2015, 2600 nucleotides long. NCBI's taxonomy places the organism in Eukaryota, Metazoa, Chordata, Actinopteri, Salmoniformes, Salmonidae. The record is from RefSeq and is a predicted model, not a curated record.